AAAGAAAACGAUCUUGGUUGGGGCGAGUCCCUACCCAUGCUGGUAAAGCAGAUAUCAUUGAUUUCUUCAAAGAUGUUGGCCAAGUUGUUCGCGUUCAACGUAUUGUGAAACCCUGGCUGAAGGCGAAUACUAGAAUGGCCUUUGUUAAGUUUGCUUCUUCUAACGAAGCAGAGAAGGCUGCCCAAAAGCUUGAAAAUUUGCAGAUUUUUGGUCAGAUUAUUGCAUCUUACCGUCCUUCACGACUCAAGUAUUGCAAAGAUCACAUAGUCUGGAACAAAGAUUACCUUCUAGGAAAAGAAGAUGAGACACCUUCCAAUUUUGUUGAGAGUGUUCUCUUUGUUUCCAAUCUCUCUCCUCAGACUAAAAAAUUUCAUAUCAUCGAUUACUUCAGUUAUGUUGGAGAAGUGGUUACUGUUCGACUUAUUGUAAAUCCCGAGGGUAGGCAUGUGGGCUAUGGCUUUGUUGAGUUUGAUUCUGCGAUGCAGCACAUAAUCGCUCGAACUUAUGAAUGGUGAAUACUUGCUCGAUCACAUGGUUUUUCUUGAUGUGGCUAAGCUACCUCCGUACCGUCUUCUACACCAGUACAACCUUGCAGAGAAGCUCUGUUACGAAGACUAUCUUCGACGAGCGACACAAAAAGGAAGACUUGAUGAAACUUCCUAUGAAGAAGAAGAAGGCCUUGAUGGAACUCCAAGUUUUGUUGAGGCAGCUGCUGUAAGACGUAAGACUAUAUCUGUCGGCAAUCUCCCUUGCCCAAC
Brassica napus (rape) is the source of this 758-nucleotide messenger RNA. RefSeq names its product nuclear localization sequence-binding protein-like. Gene Ontology annotation, biological process: mRNA splicing, via spliceosome. Lineage: Eukaryota; Viridiplantae; Streptophyta; Magnoliopsida; Brassicales; Brassicaceae. Gene Ontology annotation, molecular function: U1 snRNA binding; mRNA binding. The record is from RefSeq and is a predicted model, not a curated record. Bases 135 to 515 code for a protein of 126 amino acids. The transcript has 9 exons. Gene Ontology annotation, cellular component: U2-type prespliceosome; U1 snRNP; precatalytic spliceosome.